GGCACUCCUAACAUUCUUCGUUGAGAGUGUCACUGGAUCAAGUGCAGAAUGGAGCUCCCUACUAGGUUAGCUUGGGACAGAGCCUCUUACAAAAAGGCAGUCACCAAGGGCGUCGGAUUUAGAAAUUCACAACAGAGCAGCCAUGACGUUACCGAAAGCAGAGCAGGUUUUGAACGGAUGAGUAAGUCUACAGACAGCAGCUCGACUUCAGAUGGUUUCUCUCAAUGUAACAGCAACCACGUGCAGAUCACUAGUGACGUAUUGACUGCAGGUAGCUGUGGUGACAAUCAGUUGAAGCGUGUGGGCAGUGUGGAAAUUUCCACAUGUACAAGACGCCAGUUUGACAGGAGGUCACUCUUGCUUGGCGGAAGGAUGUACCUUCUGUUCCAUAUCAUUCCGGUGGUUUCUGCUUCUGUUUUGUUCUGGAUAGAGUUGGAUAUUCCGCCAAGUCAAUACAGAAACGGAACAAACGCUUCUUCCAAGAACUAUGAAUAUACAAUAGAUGAUAACUUGAUUAAUUCUUCAAAGGCUUCUCGAUUUUGUCAUCCUGAAUUGGUGAUGGAUAGGAAGGGAAAGUGUAUUCUGCCAUGCAACAAUUUUUCGUGGCUUCCAUCGCUUGAAAGACAAUUUAAUCUCAGGUUCAUUUAUUUUGCGUCAGUUACGUUUCUUGUAUUUGCUAUUGCAGCAACGAUAGUGUGGAUCAAGCUUCGUCGUGCCUUAUGGACAUUUCCUCACAUUAUGCCAUUGUAUAUUGUUCUGACUGGCUCACUGCUAAGCAUCUUUGCAAUUUGCUUUCUUGCUGUUGACCUGGAAUCAAGCUAUUGCAAUGAAAUGGACUUACUUCUGUUCGUAGACAAUCCGUCUUUACUUUGUAUUUUUGCUGGAGCUGUGACUACGUACCUUCACUUGGCAGCGUUUUUUUGGUGGACAUGUUUCAUCUUUAACAUUUGUUGGGUGAUCAGUAAUCCAUUGAGAGCUCAAAAUUUUUUUCUUUCAGCAGGCAAGAUUCAUGCGAUUCAGUUGCUGAUAUGUUGGGUGGUACCAGCCUGUCUUGUGGUAUUACCACUAGCUUUGUAUAGAAAUUACAGCGCUGUAGAUUAUGGAUUUGGUACCAUUUUAUGUGGAACAAGUUCAAAGUGGGUUGCUUACGUCACCACUGUGAUACCUAUUCAGAUAAGCACUUUGAUAAUUAUUGUCGUUAUGAUGAAAGCUGGAAAUUAUUUGUAUAAAGCACAAACAUUUAGAGAAGAGAUGGUUUGCAAUUACCGGUCUAGUUUUAGAGAUACACAUGCAGGAAGUUCGGCAGUGGCAUUGGAUCGUCGUGUGCAAGAAAUUCAACAGCUGCGAAUAAAAUUUUCUUUUGUGGCUCACAUCUAUCCUCUUUCUGUGUCUGCCGUGUUGGUUAAUAUUGGUCUCAAAUCAAUGUAUGCAAACACAAUCCUUUAUUAUGUUGAAGAGUAUUACACAUGUUUGGUGUCGUCCUCAUUUCAUGCUGAACAAUGUUCCAAACAAUAUCUUGACUACCAAUAUCCUGCAUUUUCAAUUAUUGCAUUACUACUGGGAAAAGCAGUGAUCAUUCUAAUUAUGAUUUUUCUGUUCUCCCAACGGGUACCUCGUACUGGAUUAUGGGACAUUACCAUAGGACUGAUCAAACGUGUUUGUUGCAAAGGAACUUCAUGAGACAUGCAACAGCAUGCCAAUGGCAGAUCUGAUAUUUUAAAAUGGUUUUGAAAGUAGCAGCAUCAGAAGCACCACCACCACCAUCACAACCACUACCACCACCACCACCACCACCACCACCAAGCACCAACACCACUACCAGCAGCAUCAGCACCAUGAGCAGCAUUACCAGCAGGAGACGAUAUAUUGUAGAAAGACUUGUCAGUUUAUUAAUAAUAUAUGGUCCUAGUAUUUAAUUAAUAUAUUAAUUGUUGUAAAUCUGUACUGCAAAAUGAGGCAUAAUUUUUAAUUUGCUGAUGAUGACAAUCGAGUAACCUUUUGUAUAAUAAUUCUGGUUUGCCUUCAUAAAUUAAAAUAAUCUAUGUAAAUGUCCAUCAUUAAUAAUUUCAUUCUGAUAA
Molecule: messenger RNA, 2078 nt
Organism: Corticium candelabrum
Lineage: Eukaryota; Metazoa; Porifera; Homoscleromorpha; Homosclerophorida; Plakinidae
Exons: 8
Coding region: 49-1680 (543 amino acids)
Biological process (GO): adenylate cyclase-activating G protein-coupled receptor signaling pathway
Cellular component (GO): plasma membrane
Molecular function (GO): G protein-coupled receptor activity
Source: RefSeq, a predicted model, not a curated record